UUAUUCGACGCUGUGCGAUUGCUGAGGACAAGGAAAGGAAUGCGGUGCUGAGUGGUGUCUGUGCGCAGACUCCGGCCCGUCUAGAACACUGCGGCACGAUGAGGUUCGCACGCUAUCUCGAAGAGAAUGCCCAGCCAGAAUGGUCGAGAGCUUAUCUGCAGUACCGUUCCCUAAAAAAACUCAUCAAACGAGUCGACGCUCGUCAUAGAGCGCGGCUUGCUCGUUCUAACGCUUUGUCAAGGCAAAAUAGCAACAACUCAUCAAUAGGCUUUGCGUCCGCGAGAAACGUCACAGAAGGUCUGCGAAGGAGGGUCCGGGGAGAAAGCUUCUCUUUCAAGCAGAGCGGGCGUGCCAACUCCGAAAAUGGCAACACGCAUAACCAGAAACACAGAGAAGCUUCGUCGGUAGAAGUUGACGGUGAGACUGGCGAGCCAGCACAUCGCGAUUUAGAAAGCGGUACGGACUGGCAUGGUGACACUGGUGCCGAAGCCGGUCCGUCGCGGAACUUGAGUCCUCAUGGUCACGGCGCAGGCGCUGAGGCCACAACAGGCCUCCAGCCGCAUGAUAAAGCAUCCGGUAUACGGUUCGCCUCGUUGCUGCAGCUCAGUCGGCAGGACGCAGAGGACGAUGAGAUGGACGCUGCAGCCGAUGCCCUUCCACCGGUUAGCCUUGUGGGCACAGGACUGCACAUCGACCCGGAAGCAACGGCAAUACCUUUGCGACCGCGUCCAUCUCGCGCAUGUGAUAGAUCCUCCCCCUCUCAGGCGACACCUGCACCCUCAGGCGGGACUCGGCCUGAAGGCCAUGGUAGCUCGCGCACGCCAAAGCACUCGCAUUCGACAGGUGCAGACUCGGACGAAACAAGAAUAGAAGAGAUUGGGCGCAAGGUCACUGCUUUUGUCGAGGGCAAUAGCAAUGGCAAGAGCCGAAGAAAUGGGGCCACGCAUGCGGACGAGCCUACACGCGAUGAUGCUGUCCAUCCGCCAACGACUAGAAACGGAAUCCCGUCUGAUGAUCCUGCAAUUGCCUCUGCGAGCGUCAAGGACCGCACUCCUAAACGCAAAGACAAAUGGGAUAAAGCAAAAAAGGGCCAGAAGAAAGCAUCGGGGACGAAUAAGACGUUCCUUUCAAUAGUAGAGGACAACUUCGACUGGGAAGAACGCAUUUUUUUUGCCGUGCUUGAUACAGAGCUGACGAGAAUCGUAAACUUCUACGAGGAGCGAGAAUCCGAGUACGCUGCAAGAUUCGAAUUGAUCGCCAUGCAGCUGAGGGAGCUUUCGGACCACCGGAGGAACUUCAAAGCGCGAGAGGAGGAAGAGCGGUCACUCUUGAACGCGGUUGCAGAUACGGCCAUGAGCAAGCUGAACAAUAUCAUAACUGUGGGUGGAGCUGCAGCCGCUGCUCACGGGCGAGCAAGUCAAGAAACAGGCGCCAAGCGACGCGCGACUGCGGGUGCCGCUGCUCCAUCUUCGCCGGUACCUGCUCCUGCAGAGAUUGAUUCUGGAGCGCGUGACGAGGGCGAUCGGCGUCGCGCUAUCGCCCUGGCGAAUAUCCCACCCGAUGUGGCGGCUCGCAUCUUGGGCGAUCAUGAGGCUUCCCGGCGCGAGAAUCGCGCUGCGGCUCUAUCACAAGAUCCGGAGCGCUACAAGUAUGCGCGGAAGAAGCUCAAAACGGCCGUCCUGGAAAUCUAUCGAGGGCUAGAGAUUUUGAAGAAUUACGGAAUUCUCAACAGGACAGGCUUUGCCAAAAUUCUGAAGAAGGCUGAGAAGACGUGGGAGGUCCCCGUCGCAGACGCCUACUUUCAAGCGCGUGUCGCGCCAUCGAUCCUUGUCACAUCGCAGCGCGUUGAGAUGCUUCUCAAGAGCACCGAAGGUGAGUUCUGUCGUACGUCACUGACGGCUUCUCCUCAAUUCUGACGAAAUAGCGACGCCGCAGAGAUCUUCAUCGCUUACUUUGAACAUGGCGACCGCAAGAAAGCCUUGUCUCGCCUGCGCAGUAGCAUCACCGGCUAUGCGGCACAGCAUCCUUCCCACCACCUCAGUGUCUUCAAGGCUGGCCUUUUUCUCGGUGUGGCAAUCUGUGCCGGAGUGGCUGGUCUCGUCAUUGCAUUGCACCCAGAUACGCCACAUCGCAUCCCGCAAGUUCAGUCGUUGCUUCGCGUCUAUGCUGCGUUAUUCAUCCCGUCUGUCUUU
This is a messenger RNA of Tilletiaria anomala UBC 951, 2192 nucleotides long. RefSeq names its product SPX-domain-containing protein. Gene Ontology annotation, biological process: phosphate ion transport; cellular response to phosphate starvation. Lineage: Eukaryota; Fungi; Basidiomycota; Exobasidiomycetes; Georgefischeriales; Tilletiariaceae. The transcript has 5 exons. Gene Ontology annotation, cellular component: Golgi apparatus; plasma membrane; cytoplasm. The record is from RefSeq and is a predicted model, not a curated record. Gene Ontology annotation, molecular function: inositol hexakisphosphate binding. Bases 99 to 1916 code for a protein of 605 amino acids.